This is a messenger RNA of Gallus gallus (chicken), 5677 nucleotides long. RefSeq names its product mitogen-activated protein kinase 4 (gene MAPK4). Gene Ontology annotation, molecular function: MAP kinase activity; ATP binding. Gene Ontology annotation, biological process: protein phosphorylation; intracellular signal transduction; cell surface receptor signaling pathway. Bases 2213 to 4378 code for a protein of 721 amino acids. Gene Ontology annotation, cellular component: nucleus; cytoplasm. The transcript is spliced from 8 exons. NCBI's taxonomy places the organism in Eukaryota, Metazoa, Chordata, Aves, Galliformes, Phasianidae. The record is from RefSeq and is a predicted model, not a curated record.
ACAGAAACAUAACCUCCUCCUCCUCAUCAGAUCGCGGCUAUUCCUGACUAGCGCUUUCUGGUCGACCUUCUCACUUGUUCUGUAUGACUUCUUAAAAAUCAUUCUGUUAGUUCUGGUGUGGUGUCGUUAGGAUAAUUGUUUCGCUCUGUUCUUUUCUGCUUAAAUAUUAAUGAUACUGAGGAAUUCAAAAGAUAGCUCCAAUAAUGGUAGCUGUACAAAAACAAAGGUGGUUUUGCUGACACUACCCCACCCUACUCCCAGGGCAUCUCUCCACUUUGGAGUGACCAAGGUAUCGUUGAUAUUUUAAAUAACAUCUGUACAGUGAUAUACAUCCUUACCACGCUGGCCGUACUGCGGCUGCAAGGACCAGUACAGAGCUGUGCCAGGAUAGCAGUACAGAGAUGCCCCUGACAAUUACCUUGGUGCCACUUCUGCAGGCUGAUCUUCUCUGAAGUGCUUUGCUUGAGGCUUUGGAUGCAGGGAUCAGAGCAGCACCGUAGUGGAGUCAGAAGAAGUGGGAUUGAAUGGGGGAGGACUGUCACACGCAGAAUUCCCUUGUUCCUAAGAGCUGAAAAUAGACCACAACAUUUGGUGCUUCAUGUUUCCACUUCAUCCUAUGCCUUGCAUUAACACAACAGUCCUAUUCCUCUUUCUGAGAGUAUUUUUCAGCUGUACAUUCAUCCACUGACAGGAUCUGCACAUCGCUACAGCACACCUCCCGUGUCCUGCACUGGGAAGUGAGAAGAAACUCAGGUCACUUGGAGCAUCCAGGCAUGAACACGUUGGUAUUAGUAAAAUGUGCUUAAACCUAAUACAUGCUUUGAUCUCCUCCCUUCAUUGCCUACCUUGGUAAAUUUUUCUAUGAUGUGUUUACUAUUCUGUGCAUGAAAUAGCAAUGUCUAACCUCUAUGCAAGGUUAGAUAGCAAGGAAUUAAAAAAAGGUCCCAGUAUGUGGAAGAGCUCUUGCUCUGCCAAGUGAAUCUCACACAGGCUGCUCUCAGUGAUGACCAGCUACAAGUUGCGUCAUGUUCUAUGGUUUCCCCUUCUCCCAGUAUUGCCAUGGCUUCACCAACUCCUGCUUCAGGCAGCUGCUGUGUCCAUGUGCCAAGUGCUGGUAAAGGCACAGAAAAAGUAGGCAAUGGAACUGCCUGUCUUAAAAUAAAUGCGAGCUAUUAAGAGGGGAGUCUGCAUGCAGUUAAGCUGUACUGUAGUGUCCUAGAUUGCUGAUCAUCUACCAAGGGGGAAGAAUUCAGUUCAGUUUUAAGUUUUUAAUGACUUUUUUUUUCUUUCCUGCAGAAUCACAGAAUUUCCAAAGUAUGUCACAGGACCAUUUAUUUCUAACCUCAAAGUUAAAACAUUUUCUUCAUCGUGCGCUGACAGGGCUGUGUGGGACCCGGGGAACGCCCCGGAGCUGUGCUGAAACACCCUCUGUGGAACCUCAGCUUUCCUUCUGCUGCAUUCAGCACUGUGAUUUCCCUGCAUCUUUCUAAACCCAAGAACAUCUCACCUCGCGCUGAGAUGUCCGCGUAGAAGUCUCAAGGGGAAAACAUUUAAGGUUGCCACGGAGUAAGAUGGAUGGUAGCUUUGAUUGUGAUUGUGGUGAGCUGGAGCCACCUGAUCAUUAACAGAAGGCAUCUUUUGUAAAUCAAGAGCUGCCAGUUUCCUGUUUAACCAGACUGUAAACAAAGGAGAGGAAAAAGGAGGAAGAAGAAAAAAAAUAGUGCUUACCAGCACCAUAGAAUGACGCUGCUCAGGACCAGUCCAACACUGAAUGUAUCUGCACUGUGAGGAGGAGGAUGUUAAUAGAAGCCUAUUAUGUGCAUAUUUAUUCACAUUUUUGUUAAAUGUUAACCAGUUUAGCACGGUAGAGCUGAGUGCAUAGUAUGUCAUUUCAUUCCGUUUGAGUUUCUUGUGAGUAUUUUCUUUAAUGUCUGCAGAAAUGCUGCACCUUUCUUGAACUAUGAAUGCUGCAAUCUUUCUAUCUUAUGCUCGGUUUGAGUUCUAGAGCUGACGGGCUCUAAAUUCAAGGGGACACAACAGGCCUGGCUGGCUCAUAAUGAAAUGAGAGUGUCAAGAAACCAUCUUGCAGUCGAAGCCAAGUGUUUCUUCUCCCUUUCCGUAAGACCUUUCCUUCAGAUACCAGUGGAAGUGUCUCCGCGUGUUUACAGAAGCUUAGUAGUUUGAGGAAAAAGAAAACGUAAAGAAUUUUAAAAUGGCAGAAAAAUUUGAAAGUCUCAUGAACAUUCAUGGUUUUGAUCUGGGCUCUCGGUAUAUGGACUUAAAACCACUGGGCUGUGGUGGAAAUGGCUUAGUUUUUUCUGCUGUCGACAAUGACUGUGACAAGAGAGUGGCUGUCAAGAAAAUUGUCCUUACGGAUCCCCAGAGUGUUAAACAUGCUCUACGUGAGAUCAAAAUUAUUAGAAGACUUGACCACGAUAACAUUGUCAAAGUAUUUGAAAUCCUUGGUCCUAGUGGAAGCCAGUUAACAGAUGAUGUGGGCUCCCUGACAGAGCUGAACUGUGUUUACAUUGUCCAGGAAUACAUGGAGACGGAUCUGGCUAAUCUGCUAGAGCAAGGCCCUUUACUGGAAGAUCAUGCCAGACUUUUCAUGUACCAGCUGCUACGUGGGCUCAAGUAUAUCCACUCUGCAAAUGUUCUGCAUAGAGAUCUCAAACCAGCUAACCUUUUCAUUAAUACCGAAGACUUGGUGCUGAAGAUUGGGGACUUCGGUCUUGCACGAAUCAUGGAUCCUCAUUAUUCCCACAAGGGCCAUCUUUCUGAAGGAUUGGUUACUAAAUGGUACAGAUCACCCCGGCUUUUACUUUCUCCUAACAACUACACUAAAGCCAUUGACAUGUGGGCUGCAGGUUGCAUCUUUGCUGAAAUGCUGACUGGGAAAACCCUCUUUGCAGGUGCGCAUGAACUUGAACAGAUGCAGUUGAUUCUAGAAUCUAUUCCUGUUGUACAUGAGGAGGACCGUCAGGAGCUUCUCAAUGUAAUUCCAGUUUACAUUAGAAAUGAUAUGACUGAGCCACACAAACCUUUAACUCAGUUGCUUCCAGGCAUCAGUCCUGAAGCACUGGACUUUUUGGAGCAAAUUUUGACAUUUAGUCCCAUGGAUCGAUUGACAGCAGAAGAAGCUUUGUCCCAUCCUUACAUGAGCAUUUAUUCCUUUCCAACGGAUGAGCCUAUUUCAAGUCAUCCUUUUCACAUUGAAGAUGAGGUUGAUGAUAUUCUGCUGAUGGAUGAAAGUCACAGCCAUAUUUAUAAUUGGGAAAGAUACCAUGAAAGUCAGUUUUCAGACCAUGACUGGCCUAUUCAUAAUAACUAUGAAGCUGAUGAAGUUCAGCGUGAUCCAAGGGCUCUUUCUGAUGUUACUGAUGAGGAAGAAGUGCAAGUAGAUCCUCGCAAAUAUUUGGAUGGAGAUCGUGAAAAGUAUCUGGAGGAUCCUGCUUUUGACACCCACUUCUCUACUGAGCCUUGCUGGCAGUAUUCAGAUCACCAUGAAAACAAAUACUGUGAUCUGGAAUGUAGUCACACUUGUAAUUACAAAAUGAGGUCAUCUUCAUACCUAGAUAAUUUAGUUUGGCGAGACAGUGAAGUUAACCAUUACUAUGAGCCCAAGCUUAUUAUAGAUCUUUCAAACUGGAAGGAACAGAGCAAAGAAAAGUCUGAUAAGAAAGGCAAGUCUAAAUGUGAAAAGAAUGGAUUGGUGAAAGCCCAGAUAGCGCUUGAGGAAGCAUCACAGCAACUUGUUGAAAAAGAAAGGGAGAAGAAUCAAGGAUUUGACUUUGAUUCGUUUAUAGCGGAAACCAUUCAGCUUAGUUUACAGCAUGAGCCUACUGAUGUUGAUAAAUUAAAUGACUUGAAUAGCUCGGUGUCUCAGAUGGAGUCGAAAGGAUUAAUAUCGAAGUCGGUAAGCAGAGAGAAGCAGGAGAAGGGAAUGGCCAACUUGGCCCAGUUAGGAGCUCUGUACCAAACUUCUUGGGAGAGUCAGUUUGUAAGUAACGGGGAGGAGUGCUUCCUCAUAGACCAGUUCUGUUGUGAGGUGAGGAAAGACGAACAAGUUGAAAAAGAAAAUACUUACACCAGUUAUUUGGACAAAUUCUUUAGUAAGAAAGAAGAUGCUGAAAUGCUAGAACCUGAGCCAGUAGAAGAGGGGAAGCUUGGGGAGAAGGAGAGAGGAGAGAGCUUUCUCAGUAACAGUGGAGAACUCUUCUUCAACAAGCAGCUUGAGGCUAUAGGUAUUCCUCAGUUUCAUAGCCCCGUCGGUUCACCACUGAAAUCCAUACAGGCCACGCUAACGCCUUCUGCUAUGAAGUCAUCUCCCCAGAUUCCCCACAAAACGUACAGCAGCAUUCUGAAACAUCUAAAUUAAAACACUCAGCAGACAUUUCUUUUAUAUUCAUGAGCUGUGUUUGUCUUUUUUUAUUCCUAGUGUAAGUAAUUUUUUUACUUGAAUCAGACGGUGUAAUUUUGGUAUGGAUUUCAUUAGCUUUCUGUUUACCAUUGUUUUUACAAUCCAGAAUUACUUUCUCUACAUAAGUUAGUUUUGUUUUUAAACUGGCAUGUCGUUUGCACACAAGAUUAAAGAAUAGAGCAAAAUAAUGCAAAAUGCAGGAGGUAACAAGAAAUGCACUAAACCAAGUCAAAGCAAAACCAUUCUCUCGGUAAAACGGUGUCCAUGUUUUGCAGAAAAAAAUAAAAAAAAAAGAAUCUUGCCUUGAAAUUUACACAGUGAGACUGUACAUAAUUGCAUGAGAAGAUCUAUUUUUCCCAAAAGGUUUUUUUUUCAUCCAUGCGUCCGUCGGCGUUGUUCAUACUGUACACAUUUCUUAGACACAUGAUACCAGCAGCAACUGAAACGAAUGCAGAAUUUGGUACGCAUGUGUUAUCUACCUCAAGGUAACAGCAGUAUGUGGCAAAACAUUAACCACCCAUAGUGCUUCUCAUUAUGCACUUCUAUUUAGCCAGCAUUAUUGUAGUAGCUAUUCUUACUGAAAAUCAUUCAAUAUUUAUAAAUGUUCUGGUAUGCAUUCUUUAUAGUGAAGUGUUAAUAUGCAGCACUUUUAUUUAUUUUAGCAAAUAAGUAUAUUUCUGUAAUUAUAGAAAGUCAACUUAAGUUCUGAGUUACGUUUCAGAUAAAAGUUUUUGUUUAGCACUAUGGUUUUAUUGCCUACAUAGCUGGAGAUAUAUUAACAUCAGCUUAUUCUGAGGCUAUCCAAUACAUUUUUUUCUAGUCUUCAUUUCAAGUAAAGCACUCACUGUGUAUAGGAAUUUGUAAUUGGAGGUGCUUGAUCUCUACAAAAGAAAUUAGGAAUCGCUUUAUUAUAAAAUGCUCCUAGAAGUCUUAAUUGUGUUCAUUUCUAAAAAAUUUUGUAAUGUUAGUUGUGUGCAUGGAAACAAUUAAGGUACAACAUUACUGUAGGUUAAAGUUCUAUAUGGUGAGACAUUUUGUUUUUACUGUAUGUUUUUACUGAAUGAUUCCUGCCCCUUUCCCUCCCCCCCCAAAGCAAGCAUGAAUUAAAAUUAGGUUAAAUAUAGCAUGUAGCAUCUCAGUCUUCUGAAAAUUUGUUUUCCCUUCUGAUUUAUUUUUUUUUUUAAUUAAAUACUGGAUGUAUCAUUGGCUCCCCUGUUUAAAACGAAAGACAAAUAAAAACAUGGCCAGCAAAAAAAA